GGAGCAGUGGGAGCCGCCACAGGUUGUACGAAGUUGGAUGCAUUGCCGCUGUCACCCCUUGUGCGUGCGAGUGUGCCGCAGCGUCAGAGCAGCAAGUCUCCCCAGUGGGAAGUGUUUGAGGCCAGAGACCGGCCCAGGGAGACAUAGAACCGCUGAUUGGAUAAAGCGGCCCGAGUGGAACAGCCCGGAGUGAGGGAGAAGGAGCGGGGCAGGCGAGAGCAGGACACUUGCACAGCACCGAGACCCCCCCCCCCCAGCAAAGCCGCGCCCCGAUAUAUCCUAUAUACUGACGCGCUGGGGCCCCCGACACUCGCUCACAUUGGCUCAGCACCCCCAAACAGUGGCACCCCCGUUAUCCUCCCACUGGCUGCCCUGGCUUAGCCCCCCUCCCCACUAACUUUCCUCCCAGCAAUGAGCUGUAGGUCCCAGGUGAUGAUGGCUCUCUGGACCCUGACAUGCGUGGGGCUCAUCCUGCUGGGGGCGAUCCGCCUGAGCCUGGCGCUGGAUUAUGACUUGGAAUCAAUUGAUUACCUGAUUGAAGACACCACUGAGGAGUUUGACUACAAGGAUCCCUGCAAAGCCGCUGCUUACUGGGGAGAUAUCGCAUUGGAUGAAGAUGACUUGAGGUGGUUUUUCAAAAACAAAUCCAAUGACUUGAGGAAUACUAACUAUAACCAAACACAACCAACCACAGAUAAUUUCCCUGAAAAGGUGGGGACCCGAAACCAGAAUGCAACCUCAUCAAACCUCAGUCGCAAAAAAGUCAAAAAGGGUAAUGUGGUACCCCACCCAGACCUUUGGGUAUCUUUAUUUCCUUUUUUUAUAAUCUGUCAAAUAAUUAAAUGUUUUGUGUGGUUUUUAGUUACAAUACAUCAUGACAAAAUUAUGUAAUUUUACUAUGUGUGAGUUGUUAUUUUAGUUUAUUUCUCACUUUAUUAGUUAGGCCUGUCAGGGAACGAAUAGAACCAACAAACAUGAGGCCAGAACAUUUGGAAAGGGGGAGCUUGGGAGUUAACAGUAACCAUAACUGAAUUCCUCCAACUCAUAAAACAUCGGCUUCUUGGUAACAGCCUCUGAACACAAAGUUACUCUCCUGUAAAUUACACUAAACACUUCAGCCAUGAGAUUACAUAAAUUAAUUCAUAUUGAUGCUUACCAGAAAGUUAUUUAUGUCAGAAGUAAGUCAGUGGCCAAUUUAUCUGGCUAAAAGUGAACAUUAGCAGUAUUUUACUGCCGAUGCUUUUGUGCUUUGGGUCCAUUGUUUGGAAACUGAUCAUUUUCCUGUGGAGGGUUUCAGUUACUAUUGGCAAAAUAACAUUAACAUUCUGCAAAAUUCUCAAGAGCAGUUAUCAUGGAAGUAGGUCAUUUAGUGAUAAUCUAUUAUUUUAGUGGCUUAUUCUUAAAAAUUGUCAUUUAAUGAAACAUUCAAUAAAACCUUGCCAGUCCCUGUUUAAUGCAAAUAUAUGAGAACAGAGUCGCCCAUGAUUUCUGUAGCAAGUCUUGUUUUGUAAAGUUACCAUGUGUGGGUUUUCCAUUGUUAAACUUGCAAAAGUUAUUGUGAAUGUGCUCCAUUUAGGGCAAUGACACAAUAGGCAACUAGUCACCAGUGUGGAAACAUAUGGAGAUGAGUCGACGGUGAUAGAGGUGAUCUAUUGCAGGGCGACUAAUUGCCUAGUGUGUCUUUGUAAUCCUUUUUGCUUUCUUUUUCUUUUUGUUCUUUGACUUACUGUUUUAUAAAACUAAAGAUGUAUCCAGAAGAAUGUUCUUAUGGACUUAGUUAUAAAUAGACAAUGUUGGGCUCCUCAAGAUCUACUGAUAGAUCACAAUCUAUAUUUGGCAACCCCCUAUUAGAAUAAUAUAUAGUAUUUAAUCAGAAUCAGAGAUUGUAUAUAUACAGCCUGAUCCUUUAGUACUUCUCCAUAUCUAGAGAAAACAAAGUUGUUGGUUAUAUUUUAUCAGGGCUUUCCAAACUUUUAUCCAACCAAAUCUUGAUAAAAGUGUUGAAAAUAAACUAUGGUUUAAAAAAAUCAUUAUUCAUGGCUGGGUAGAAUAGCCUCAGUAAAAAUGGACUCUCUCCCUAGGCUGCUCUACUACAUCAAAACGCUACCAGUACAAGUCCCCCUUUCCAUACUCAAAAUGAUACAAAAGAGAAUAACAAAAUUUAUUUGUGGCUCCAAAUCACAUAGAAUUACCCACAAAAUCUUAAACACCCCCACCUCGCGCGGGGGUUUGGGUGCCCCUGAUGUACACAAAUAUUACUUAGAGGCUCAUUUACACCAAGCUGCGCAUGGUCAAAGCGAGCAGAGUGUGGGAAGUAGGUGGCUCUGGAAAAGGACAAUGUAACAUCAUACAAUAUUUCUUGUUAUGGAACACACAUAUACCUUCUGACAUAAAAGGACUCUCUCAAUAUGGAAUAUGUAGAUAGUCUUUAUAACGUCACUCAGAAACCAUAUAGACUAACCCCAGUGUUUGGAAAUCCAAUUCCUCCGGGCAUUGCCAAAUCUUACUCUACAGUCUGGAAAACCACAUCCCUACUAUGAUGCAAGAACUCGCAAAAUGUACACAUUACAGGAUCUCCAGACAAAAUUUGGCAUUGCCAAUACCUUAUUUUAUCAAUAAAAUCAGAUCCGUCACUUUGUCCAGCAAUUGGGAGGAACCCAACUACCACUGGAACGCUAUCCAUUUGAUGCAAUUGUUGCCACCUGAACUUCCAGAAGUGGCCUUUUCUUUCUAUAUAUAGCUUGCUUAAUACCUCCCCAGAGGAGAGCUUUGCUAAGCAUGGAUAUACGAUUAAAUGGGAACAAAUUAUAGAAAAAGAAUUACCACUCUCCACAUGAACUGAGAUAUGGGAUCUUAGAAAUGCUUCAGUUUGUGUCAUACAUAAGGAAACAAGUUAUAAAAUUCUAAUGCACUGUUACAUGACUCCCACAAGGCUCCAUGCCAUAUACCCAAAUACUUCCUCCACAUGUUGGAGGCAAUGUGGACAAGAAGGCACAAUAGACUAUAUAUUUUGGAAUUGCCCUGUUAUAAGUGGCUACUGGAGAACUGUACUAUCUUUCUAAGAACUGCUACUGGGGAGAAACCUGCAGCUGGACCCUCCCAUUCUCAAAACUCAAAAAUCAUGUCCAGAAACUGGCUAACUUAAUACUAACUGCAGCCUAAUGGCUACUUGCCCGGAACUGGAAGAAACCAACAAAAACAGAACCAGAAACUGCAAUUCAGGACAUCCGCCGCACGGAAUAUUUAGCAGCCCUUCACCAAUCACAAACUUUAACAAAGUUUGUUUAUUAUGGGACUUGUUAUAGCCACCAAUCAGACAAUCGACUGCUGCAGACCGCCCACCUUAAAUGGAGAAAUACCUUAUCAGUCCCAAACAUGUAGGAUUAAUUUAGCUGGAGCUAAUGCCCUCCUCAACAGGACUAUCUUUGAUAAAGCAAAAACUGACCCCGGGCUCAAAUAAAACCUUUAAUAUUUUGUUUAUGCCUUUGUUCUUUCCUUCUCCUUUCUUUUUUUUUUGCACCUUCUUUCUUUAUUUAUUCUUUAUUCCAGCAAUCUAGAGAAUUGUGAUAUGAUGUUUAACUUGCUAUAAAAUAUAAAAAAAA
Molecule: messenger RNA, 3602 nt
Organism: Xenopus tropicalis (tropical clawed frog)
Lineage: Eukaryota; Metazoa; Chordata; Amphibia; Anura; Pipidae
Gene: tll2
Product: tolloid like 2
Source: RefSeq, marked validated